Mustela lutreola (European mink) is the source of this 1417-nucleotide messenger RNA. RefSeq names its product small ribosomal subunit protein uS8-like. NCBI's taxonomy places the organism in Eukaryota, Metazoa, Chordata, Mammalia, Carnivora, Mustelidae. The coding region runs from base 1 to 477 and encodes 158 amino acids. The transcript has 2 exons. Gene Ontology annotation, molecular function: structural constituent of ribosome. Gene Ontology annotation, biological process: translation. Gene Ontology annotation, cellular component: ribosome; cytosolic small ribosomal subunit. The record is from RefSeq and is a predicted model, not a curated record.
AUGGGUGGGUAUGGACCCGUCUGCCUCUCCGAGAGUCGGAUAAUCGUCAUGUCGCUCUUCCUGCCAUCUUUCCUUGCCGCCAUAGCGGUGUGCAGGAAUGUCAUGGCAGAUGCUGUGAGGAGCAGUAACAAUGCUGGAAAGAGAGGCAGACUCCAGCUUCUUAGUAGGCCGGGCUCCAAAGUCAUCUCCUGGUUUCUGGCCGUGAUGACGAGGCCUGGUUGCAUUGGUGAAUUUGAAAUCAUUGAUGAUCACAGAGCAAGGAAAAUUUCUGUGAAUCUCACAGGCAGGUUAAACAAGUGUGGAGUGAUCAGCCCGAGAUCUAAUGUACAACUGAAAGAUCUAGAAAAAUGGCAGGCUAACCUGCUCCCAUCCUGCCAGUUUGGUUUCAUUGUCCUGACAGCCUCCGCUGGCAUCAUGGAUCCUAAAGGAGCAAGACAAAAACACAGAGGAGGGAAAAUCCUGGGAUUCUUUUUCUAGGGUUAUAAUACAUAUGUGCAAAUAAAAUGCCUCAGUGGCAAAAAAAUAAAACCAAAACCAAAAACUAAAUGAUGUCGUGGAAUCACCUUGGUGAGCCCCAGAGAAAGCUGGUUCCCAGUCCUUUUGCUAGAAGACUGAGCAGGCUCAACAGUACGGUGGAACACGCCUCUACAGUUACUGGUGACGUAAAUGUGUGAAUUUCAAUGUCAGGAGGUGUGUCUGGGCCUAGACAAGAAUUAUUUAGAUAAUGAGGCUCAUGCAAACAGAAGAGAUGACAGCUUACAGCUGUGAUCCAUGGGAUGUGUGUGGGCUUCUGGCCUGGCCUCAGCCCCUCGGGGUUCAGCACACUUAACUCCUCUUGUCUCUCACCUUGCUGUCUGACCUGUUUAUCUGCCGCCUGUCCUGUUAUAUUCGUCCUGUCCUUGCCCUGUUUAUAUCCAUAAUGCCGCUCUCUAGUGUAUGCCCUUACUCUGUUGCUUUUCGUAGCAAUCUGAGAAGCAAGACUCCUGUAAAACCAGGAUGACUGAAAUCAUUACUUGCUAUCAAAUAUCCGUGCGUCAGGAACUUUAAGGUUAGAAUAUAAGAAGGCACAGGCGUGGUGGGUGUGAAAGGGAGAGGAGGGAAGGGAGGAAGGAAGGAAGAGCGCGGUCCUGUGUGGGAAAAUGACUGAAAGCAGAGGGUCUCAUAGCAGAAACACUCCCCAGCUACUGGGCAAGCCGUUGUUGUCACAAAAUUCUCAAGAUGGGUUGCUUUGGGUUUCACAAAUGUAUUGACUUUAUUCAGAUGCCUCUUGGAUACAGUUGAGACAUGGUCCCAGGCCCUCCUCAGUUCCUUCUGAAAUUGAUUAGUACAUUUGACACAAUGUUUUGAGCACUUGCUAUGUGCUAAACUUUAUUCUUUUUUUCUUUUUUUUUUUUUUUUUAGAUUUUAUUUAUUUAUU